CCCCCACAAAAAAAAUAAAGGUACGCAACACAAAUAGUAAAUACCACCACUUUCUAUACAUUAGUGAAAUUUUGAAACAAUUCUGUGAAAAGCGCGACCCGCACAGAGUAAACAACGGAGCUUUCGCCGCCGUACAACGACGGCAUUAGACGGCGGCGACACUUGUUCCGGCAUCUUGUUCUGGAUAGAAGAAUCAAAAUAAAUGUCGAUAAAAGGUGGAAAAUUUGCUGGAAAGGGGGAGACUGUGGCAUCACAUUAUGCAUUUGGCCCUCUUGAAGACGAUAUCAUUAUUAAGCAUAGACUUCUGACUCGAACAACCACUACCAGAGGUGAACCACCACUGAAGAAACUUCAGAAGAAGUUCACUACUUUCGCGUUGGAGAUAGAGAAGGAAGCUGAUAACUACAAUGAUUGUGAAAGACUUGCCAAAGCAUUCUUGCAAGAACUAAAUACUUUUGAGAUUCCUCUUCUAAAGAGCAAAGCAGUCAUAGAUGCGAACGUUAGAGAAAAGGAGAAUUUUAAUGACCUGAAAGGUGAAAUCAACCAGCAAAUUGUACAGGCUCAGGCUGACAUAGAAGAUCUUAAGAGGCAACUCAAAGAAAGCAAGGUUGAAAGGAAGCACAAAGAGGAGGCUGAGGCUAUCAGGAAGUUGAUUGCUAUGCAGCCUCCAAGAUCAGAAACGCAGAAGGUUAUAACAGAGCUUGAGAAAGAGAUAGCUAUGUUGGAAGCAGAGAAUACUGCUAGUUCGAGGACAUUGGACCUUCGUAAAAAGCAGUUUGCCCUUUUAUUGCAUGUGGUUGAUGAAUUGCAGAACACAAUAGAGGAAGAGCAGAGUUUGGUAGAAGAGGUGAGGAAUGUAGUCGAUGAUCAUAACAAGAGUGGAGUAGGGGGUUCUACUGUGGGUCCUGAAGCAAUGGCUGUGGAUUAGGGGAUUCUACUGUGGGUCCUGAAGCAAUGGCUGUGGAUUAGCAAGUGAAACCUUAGUUCUUGUAUGCUAGGUUUACUCUUACGUACAUGUUUCAUACUGGCCUGCCACUUUUACUGCAGAAUUCAAUUAGCUGUCUGUACUAUUUGAAAGUGAGAUGAGGAUCGAGGGUCUUGCUGUAUAUAUGAUGUUUCUGCAAGCUGUAAGAAAGCUUGUAGUGCUGCUUGAUUUUAAGGUGGAACAUUGGUAUUCAGGUCUUGGGAGUGCUGCCAGGUUUUACCAGGUAAACGUUUUUACUGCGACGGGCAGGUCUUGCAUCUCAGCAUUCAUUUGAAAAUUCUAAGCAAGCAAUGCAAAAAUACUAUCAGGUUGCACAUCUGGUGUUACCGGAGAAACAUCUGCUUCAUCAACAGUCAUCUAUUGUGCUAUCCUGGAUAUCUUUGGAUUGUCAAGGAAGCUUAAUUUCUUUUAAGAUUGCUCUGGGUCCAUUGGAGACUUCUGGCUACCAGAGCUCAAUCCUAUGAUGCGUAACAUUAUGUAAAAUGGGUUUGAUCAUAUUAUCGCGUAGGACUUUACUUUUUGUAUUAGGGUUUGGCGUUGUGUUCAAAACAAGGGUUAUUGGGGAAGUUUGAGUAGCUACUUAUGUAUUCGGUCUUUAAAUCCAUCUUUGGUUAUGCCAUGCAUGGUUAUGAAAUGAACUCCAGGGCGUAAAGUUUGACGCCUUUUAUAGUUUGAAACAUCCUCGAAUCCUUGAAGAUUCUA
Messenger RNA from Capsicum annuum, 1687 nucleotides. RefSeq names its product THO complex subunit 7A. The record is from RefSeq and is a predicted model, not a curated record. The coding region runs from base 203 to 928 and encodes 241 amino acids. Gene Ontology annotation, biological process: mRNA processing; mRNA export from nucleus. The transcript has 3 exons. NCBI's taxonomy places the organism in Eukaryota, Viridiplantae, Streptophyta, Magnoliopsida, Solanales, Solanaceae. Gene Ontology annotation, cellular component: THO complex part of transcription export complex.